UAUUUCUUCCUGAAUUAUGAAAACAUAAAAUUCUUAUAAGGGGGUGUUUACAUUCAUCAGCAUCACCACAUAAGCCUGUAAUUACAGUGUGAAGGUUCGUGCUGAAUUUUGAAGAGACAAGUGAAGUGGGGUUGAGCCAGAGGGAGGGAGAGAGAGAGAGGGGAAGGGAGAAAGCCAUCCUCCAUCCUAUAGAUCCAUCAGUGGGCAGGCAGGAGACGGAUACAAGCUCUCCUCCUCCUUCCCGCUCUGUUGCAUCCCUCCAUCCUCUUCUCCACCCAUCCACCUCUCCAUCCACCCAUUCAUCUCCAAGGGCGUCUCAAGGGGUGACGAGAGUCUGACAUACAUGUGGGUUUAGCGCACGUCUGCAUGCGUGAGUCCUCCGCGUAAAGCAGCCUUUCCUGUGCACGUCUGGUCUGUGUGUUGUGGAACCGCCGGCAUGAGGAGCUGAAACUAGAACCGACAGAACGAUGAAAAUGCUCCGGUUUCGCAGCCCCAGCAUCCGCUCCUUGGACCAGGAGAUCCUGUGCACGAUCCGGUUACUGGACGACUCCGAGAUCUCCUGCAGUAUUCAGAGAGACACCAAAGGCCAGUUCCUGUUGGACCAUGUGUGUAAUCACUACAACUUGCUGGAGAAAGACUACUUUGGGAUUCGAUAUGUGGAUCCUGAGAAACAAAGGCACUGGCUGGAGCCCAAUAAGCCCGUGGUGAGGCAGAUGAAGUCAGCUCAGCAGCCGUACACUAUGUGCUUCCGGGUCAAGUUUUAUCCCCACGAGCCGAUGAAAAUCAAGGAAGAGCUCACCAGGUAUCUCCUGUACCUCCAGUUGAAAAGAGAUAUCUACCACGGUCGUCUCCUCUGUCCUUUCGCUGAAGCUGCAUAUCUGGGAGCCUGCAUCAUACAGGCUGAGCUCGGGGAUUAUGACCCAGAGGAGCACCCGUCAGACUACAUCAGGGACUUCAAACUAUUCCCUAAACAGUCCCUCAAACUGGAGAGGAAGAUUAUGGAAAUUCACAAGAAUGAGCUCAGGGGCCAGUGUGCUGCUUUAGCAGAGCUGAAUAUGCUCCAAAGAGCUCACAGCCUUGAAACGUAUGGAGUCGAUCCUCAUCCAUGCAAGGACUUCACAGGCUCCACCGCCUUUCUUGGGUUCACAGCCACAGGGUUUGUGGUCUUCCAGGGAAACAAGAGGAUCCACCUCCUCAAAUGGGCUGAUGUCAGCAAACUGAAGUUCGAAGGGAAAACCUUUUACGUUAUCGGGAUUCAAAAAGAGAUCUCCUUAACAGGCAGGAUUCACUGUAACAGGAUGAAGAAACUGGUGUUGACAUUUCACACCUCAACCCCUGCAGCGUGUAAACACUUAUGGAAGUGCGGAGUGGAGAACCAGGCCUUUUAUAAGUGUGCGAAGUCGAGUCAGAUAAAGACAGUUUCUAGCAGUAACAUCUUCUUCAAAGGCAGCAGGUUCAGAUACAGUGGAAGAGUAGCCAAGGAGGUGAUAGAAGCCAGCUCCAAAAUUCUGAGAGAGCCUCCAGAAGUGCGCAGAGCCCAGUUUGGUCAGAGUCGAAGUUUUAACUCUCUGAGCCACAAGAAUCUCAUAAUGAACAUGGAACCUCUGGUACCUGCGCUGCCCUCCACCAACGAGUACGAGGAGACGGCGGCGGACAGCGGUGUUGUUGCUGUGAAGGACUCUGUCCCGUUGUCGCCUCUCAAACCUUCAGCUGCACCUACAGACGCUGAGCAACAAAGUCCUGAUGGAGGAAACUCUGCUCUGGGCAUCGACCUGCAGCCUCCCCGUGUUUCCAUGGAAACCUCAAAUCUGCGACCUCAAACACCCAAACCUGAAGACAAAUUGGAGGAAGAUGACGAGGGCAGUGGCCCACUCACUAUCUCUGAGCUCACCUACAGCCCCUGUGCCAGCAUGCUUCCCACCCCGGUAGAUGACGGUCAGGGAGGGGUCGACUUGCUCUUCUCCUCUCCGGUUCAGAGCCCCGCCAGGCUGCUGAGGGAGCUCCACGCUGACCCCGACAUCCAGGCCCAGCUGGAGGCUGAGAGGGAGCGAGACCGGGCCUACGAACGAACCCGCCAGGCUGCAAGAAGUCGAAUGAGUGGAGUCCUGACCAGCAGCCUGCGCCUGCUGUCGUCCAAUGAGAGAGUCAACGCCUGUGUGCUGAGCAUGGCCCGCUUCGUUGCUGUGGUGAUGGGCGUCCUGCUGGUCACUGUGCCGAUGCUGCUGCUGCUGCUGGAGUCAGACAUCGACGUGUCAUUCCUCCACGAGAUCCGCCAGACGCCAGAGUUUGAGCAGUUUCACUACGAGUAUUACUGCCCGCUGCGGCGCUGGAUCCUGUGUAAGAUCAGCACGGCCAUGGAGAACAUCUGGUCUGACUGAAGAGGAGCAGAAGGAAAGGGAAGGAGAGUCACUGCAGGGGAAAUAAACAAGCCCAAAUGUCUGUCUUAACAUGUGAAUUAAUCUUAUGUUCAGUCUUAACAACAGGCAUCUUUUGAGGCAAUAAAAACAAUCUGCCAAGUGGUUGAAAUGAUUUCACUUGUGAUCAAGUACAUUUUAUUUUAUGCAAAGAUGCACUGCAUCACCUAGGAUGGGUUGCAAAUUGGUGUUUUUGAUUCAAAAGGGGGGAAAACUUUGAUUUACUAUUAGGAUUCCCAGAACAGUAUUUCUGACUGACUUACACUGAAACAAGUAAUUUGUUUCGCCCCUUUGGCACCAUGAUUUACUGCCUUAAAGAAAAGAUAGAUAAGAGAGAAAUAAGAUUUAAUUAUAGGAUUCAGUCACUUGUUAAGAUUGACACUUUUGGCAGGAAUGAGCAGAAAAGAAAGACAAGAAGUACUGCGUUCAUGGAAGAACUUGUUGAUGAAAGAAAUUCAUGAGGGAAGUCAUGGACAGAGAAAGGUCAAAAGGAGUUGGUUUGUUACAAAAUUAUUUUAAAGGCCUGUUCACUCCUGAUGCUGACAAGUUGAUAGAGAGACUCUUUAGUAAGUAUCAAUCAUUCUGAUUGGUUCUCAUCCUCAGAGCAGAACACCUGAUUGGUCGCAGAGCCUGUCAGUCAUGACGGAGUGGGUGGAAACAGAAAGCAAAACGAUCGAUUUGCCACUGAACACAAUAGCCACAGUCAGAGGUACAUUAUAUAUUUAAAAAAAACAAAAGAGAGAUAUUGAUAAUUAAUACCAAUCUUAAAUAAGUUGUUUUUAACGUUUUGUACAUUUUUAUGUGAUCAGAUCUUUCAGGAAUUUUUCAGUCAGAGAAUCUACUUUGAGCUUAUUUUCAAAUUAAGAGUUUACAAAAGACAACAAAAAAAAAGCUCAUUUAAUGAAGUUUAUCAGGGUGAUGGGUGUCGAUAAAUUUAAACUAUUUUUUAAGUCUACCGUCAGCGUUUGUUGGCCCGGUAGCACCCUGGGUUUUUUCCUACAGAGGUUAUAGCACAAAAUCUUUUACACGGACCACAGAUUUCAACUGUUUCAGAUUAUGUGAUGUCAUUUUGGAAACAGGAGGGAGGCAGGUGUAAAACUUCAGCCUGCUGAUGUGUGUUUUGUUGAACUUAUAAAUGUCUUCUGAACUAAAUGUUAGCUCACUGGUUAAGGCUAAAAGUGUAUCAUUUGACAUGACGGAGAGAUUUGAGAGAAAACAUGUAUAGAAAUGCUAAAGGAAGAAAAUGGUACAUAAAGGCUCAUGAGGUGAAAUGACUAUAUGGGACAGUUAUCCAUGAUUUUAGACUUGAGGCUGGUCAUUUGUUGGUUUAUUAUGUGCUAGUUUAGUUGGGAUUCUGUGGAUGUUUAGGGGAAACUGAAGAGAUAUAUUGACUCAUUCAGAAUGCUUUGAGUACUCCAACUACUAAUGACACAUGAAGAGACAAGUGAUGCUUUUAAUUGUCUAAACCUCUCAUUCAAAUAAUGUAUUUGUGCCGAAGAUGCUGAUCAGACGAACAAAUUCAACUGCAGUUACUUAGCUUGUAGAAACAGAUCAGCAUUUUACUCUCUGAAGCAACUUAAACACAAUUUGUAGCAUUUUCGAAGAUCUGUGAUAGCAUCAUGGGGUGUACAUGUCUUUACAUAUGAGUACAUGGUAGUAUUUUCACAAUCUGUGACCAACAUGACAGAGGUACGAUGUUAUACAUAGGGAAGAUGUUUAAUGGUGAAUUUUGAAUGAUGGGAUUCUGGUUUGAGUCGGGCUGCGUUCAUGGAUAUGCACUUGUGAAAAUGUUUUAAUACCAGAUCGCUAGGAGUCUGUGGAGUCAAAUAAAAAAACAAUCAAGGCAAAAACUUAUGAAAAAUUUUAAGAAAAAAAUAGGCAAAGGAUUGAAAAUGUAGAUUGUGACUUAAUGCAAAAGUUAGUUUGUAUGAGAAUGUGUUGGUCUUUGUGAUACAAGUGUGUGUACUGUAAGUACAUGAAGGUGAGAGUUUAAGCAAAUCUGAAACUCCUGUAGCCAUGAUCAGAAGAGGGAACUUCCAGCCAUCGAAACAUUAUUAGUGCAGCGUAGAGAUGGUGCCUGUUGGUUAUAGUAUAGUGGCUCUAAAUACAGAUGGGAGCAAAGAGGAACAGUGAUGAGAGAUGACUUCAGAUUAAAUAAAAAAAAACAGAUGUUUAAAAAAAACAAUAAUGCUGUGUUCAAAAUAUAGUUAGAUUUCUCAGGAAAGGGCAUUAUCAAUUUAUGUUAAAGAAAAUAAAAACAAUAGAAAAGAAAAAGAACACUGCAUCUAAUCACAGCAUACACUAUAUAAUUUACUCAUGACAUUCAUAUAUGUCUUGCUAUUAUGCUAUUAGGAGUAUCCAAACACUGUGUAAAGCCAGACAUAAAGAUGGCUGCAGACUGUCUGGGUUGUUGUAGCCUAAUUUCACUCCACUAUGUAUGCAUCUGUGUCAUUUUCAUUAAAAAUCUACACAAAAAGUCUUCACUGUUGAGAGCCAGGAGUUUGGCCGUUAUAGCUGAGCGUCCAUGCUGCUAGAAAUGAGCAGCAUUGGGGCUACAUUGGCCAGUUUCUCUAUUAAAGCUCUCAGACAGUAUUUAGGCUCUCAUAAAGAACUGAACUAAUGCUUUAAAAUUUAUUUCCAUACUCCAUCUAACCAUCACAGUCCCCUCAUUUUACUUCUCUCCAUUGUUGCUGCUGCAUACUAUCAGCUGUGUUGUCGUGCAACUCCGUAGACUUUAUGCAUUAACGGGCUUUAUGCAUAUCGCAAAUAUGCAGAAACAACAGAUACAUGCUUAUUUGGGACAAAGCAUUUAUUUUCCUACUACAGCACAUGCACUGAGUUUCAACGGUGAAACCAAGCAAAGGGCCAAACCACUAUGAUGACAAUGUUUGCAUUUAAUAUCGCAGAUCCUGAGAAAAGAGCUUUGCUGAUCUGUAAGGACUGCUGAAUGAUCGCCUUCCUCCCAUGAUCACUAACAGAGGGGGGAUAUCAUCCUGUCUUCAUUUGUAACAUCUCCUUGGGUUGAUGCACUGGCGCCAAAAUGCUCGAGGGAUUCACUGUAGAUUUAAAAUUAAAAGAAACUGUAAAGGCUUCAUGUACACAGCUACACAGACGCCCUUUAUUUCUGUGACUAAACCGAGGAAUCUCUCUCUCGGCUCCUUUUGCUGACCUCUCAAUGCAAACUGCAUGCCCUCAUCUGUAAAUACCGUGUUUAUAGCUGUGGCAAAAGAAACCCCAGUGCGGGUAAAGAUUUCCUUUGUUUCCCUCUGUGUGUCUUGUCUCUGUAAAGCGAUCUAGAUAUAGGCUUGGCUGUCUCGAUCCAUCUUAGAUAAAUGCAUGUUCUCUGUUUUUACCAAGAGGAAAGACAUGAGUCACCCAGAAUUAGGCAUUAGUCACCUAAGCAGUUCUUUAAAAAAACAAAACACAUCCUGCACUGUGCUUUGGGCCUCAUUUUAACUAUGUGGUUGCUAAUCUGUUAGCUUCCUCUCAGUAGAUCCAGUCUGAUUACAUCUCAAUCUAAAAAAAAAAGAGGUUGCGCCUUGGAAAAAUGUCAUUUUAUAAUCUCGUAAAGAGCACCCCGAAAAUGUUUGACUAGUUAGCUUCAUUGUGCUUUCGCUGUGUGUUUGUAAACCAUUAAAGCUAAAUGUUAGCACUAACACCUAACCUCAUUCCUAACGGAGCAUGCUAGCAUGUUAGCUUCUGUAUACCAUAAGCAGGGUUUGGGGUUCAUUCACUUUCAGUUCAAAGAAACUUAAUUACACUAUUAAUUGAAUAUCAGAAACAUUAUAGAAAUGUUCAGUUUGUAAUCAGACACAUUAAAACAACUGGACAGUUAAAAGAAAGUAAAACUACACCUCAGCUCACUACAAACUACAAAAAAGGCCUUUUGUUUCUGUGAUGAAAACAGAUCUUGGCCCAUAUGACACUGUAGCAUUAUAUUAGUUUGUAGCUCAUUUUUUAAGUUUUGCAGCCUUUUAACGGGGAAUUUAACCACUUUGAGAUUCAGCUCUUAUUUUGAGCUACUGAACUUGAGUUCUUGUGUUUGACAAACAACAUAUAGAUGGACUGAGAGUACAACUUUUUUUUUUUUUUUGCCUAUACACAUAAAUAAAACUGUGAUUAUAUAAAACACCAAGAUCACACAGCAGUCCAUGUCACAUUUGAUGUAUUUCUUAAUGCAAUUUCAGACGUUCCUGACAGGAGUCAAGUAUUUACAAACCUUAAAUUUAAUUACCUGUCCAAAUCUAAGAAAAAUGCUUUAACCGUCUAAUUCAACUCAUAAGCACUGCUUUUAAGUCAUUUAUUUGAGAUUUUAAAUAUUUGAACUCAGGUCUACUAUAUGCAAAACUGCUGGACAUCACAUGGUAUAAGAGGAAAAUAUACUUUAUAUUAUUUCAGUGUUGUGUGGGCAUGUACAGUAGCAGAUUCUCUUGCACGGUCCCUAUGUUGUUUUCAACUGUUAGUCAGACUGAUUGUUUCGUUGUUCUCUUUGUUAGUCUAAUUGUUUUUUGUCUGUUUUGUUUUUCUUUUCUUUCAAUCUCUUUAAUAAGAAACUCUGGGAGAUUUAAUUUAAGCAGAAUCAAAUAAAAGGAAAAAAAAAUCCCUCAGUAAUGACCCUCUCUCUUCUGGGACAACCAAGCCUUAUGAACUUUGUGAAGUGAAAAUUUUGAAUGUUUGUAUGUUAUAAAAGAAACUAUGGAUUGUUUUAUAUGUUAAUACUGCCACAAUAAAACUCCCUAAUGACUAUAUAUUGAAA
Molecule: messenger RNA, 7170 nt
Organism: Acanthochromis polyacanthus (spiny chromis)
Lineage: Eukaryota; Metazoa; Chordata; Actinopteri; Pomacentridae
Gene: frmd3
Product: FERM domain containing 3
Exons: 16
Coding region: 468-2378 (636 amino acids)
Cellular component (GO): cytoskeleton
Molecular function (GO): cytoskeletal protein binding
Source: RefSeq, a predicted model, not a curated record